AUGUCAUUGGCUCGACACCUUGCACGUCCUUUUUGUCGUCAUUUGGCAUUGAUUGCACGCCGAUCGGCUGUUGCUGCACCCAAUGCCAUGGUCAAAACAAACACCAUGCGUACCGCCGUCGUUCCUGGUAACCGAUCUUGGGUCAUGUCUCAGCAUUGCUAUUCGACGGGCGUUACCUAUACAGCAACGCCCAUGAACAUUGACACAUACCACGAUGUCUCUGAUACAACGCUCGAUCACCUGGAUGAAUACCUAGAGAAUUUGGGCGAUGAAUUGGACUUGGAUGGAUUUGAUGUGGAGUAUGCGCAAGGCGUCAUGACCAUCAAGUUGGGAGCACAUGGCACCUAUGUCAUUAACAAACAACCACCCAACCAGCAGAUUUGGUUAUCGUCGCCAAAAAGUGGACCCAAACGAUACGACUGGGAUGGCGAAAAGAAGAAAUGGUUUUACCAACGCGAUAACCAUACAUUGGAUGAAUUGCUCAAUACCGAGUUAUCUGAAGUCUUUGACAAAUCCAUUGAUGUAUUUGAAGGGCUCGAAAUCUAG
Molecule: messenger RNA, 546 nt
Organism: Lichtheimia ornata
Lineage: Eukaryota; Fungi; Mucoromycota; Mucoromycetes; Mucorales; Lichtheimiaceae
Product: iron donor protein CyaY
Exons: 4
Coding region: 1-546 (181 amino acids)
Biological process (GO): intracellular iron ion homeostasis; iron incorporation into metallo-sulfur cluster
Cellular component (GO): mitochondrion
Molecular function (GO): iron chaperone activity; ferrous iron binding; ferric iron binding
Source: RefSeq, a predicted model, not a curated record